Messenger RNA from Lathyrus sativus (Indian pea), 909 nucleotides. The record is from the annotation of a GenBank genome assembly. NCBI's taxonomy places the organism in Eukaryota, Viridiplantae, Streptophyta, Magnoliopsida, Fabales, Fabaceae.
AUGGGGAUAGUGGAAGAAGCACACAACGUGAAAGUGUUGGGAACAGGAAAUAGGUUUAUUGUUCUAGCUCAUGGUUUUGGUACAGACCAAUCUGUGUGGAAACACUUUGUACCCCAUCUCGUCGAUGAUUUUCGUGUUGUUCUUUACGAUAACAUGGGUGCUGGUACUACAAACCCUGAGUACUUUGACUCCGAGCGUCAUUCAAGCUUAGAAGGUUACGCUUAUGAUUUACUGUCAAUUCUAGAAGAGCUUCGGGUGGAAUCUUGCAUAUUUGUGGGUCACUCGGUUUCAGCAAUGAUUGGUGCUAUAGCUUCUAUUUCUCGACCUGAUCUCUUUCUUAAACUCAUCAUGGUUUCUGGUUCACCGAGAUACUUGAACGAUGUGAAUUACUUUGGAGGGUUUGAGCAAGAAGAUCUGAACCAGUUAUUCACUGCUAUGUCAGAAAAUUACAAAGCGUGGUGUUACGGGUUUGCGCCUUUGGCUGUAGGGGGAGACAUGGAUUCUGUGGCGGUACAGGAGUUUAGUCGGACGUUGUUUAAUAUGAGGCCGGACAUAGCUUUGAUAGUGUCGAGGACGAUUUUUCAGAGUGAUAUGAGACAGAUUUUGAAGCUUGUUACGGUUCCUUGUCAUAUUAUACAGGCGGAGAAAGAUAUGGCGGUUCCGGUGAUGGUUUCGGAGUAUCUUCAUCAACAGUUGGGUGGCGAGUCGAUUGUUGAGGUUAUGGGGACGGAUGGUCAUUUGCCGCAGUUAAGCUCGCCGGAUGUUGUUAUUCCGGUGUUGCUUAAACAUAUUCAACUUAAUAUUGAGCCAGUAAGCUGUCAGAGAAACUAUCACACUUUCCAAAAUCAGGAGACUUCUUCAACAAACACAGAGGCUUCCUCGUUGAUGAAACUUGAGGCAGAUUUGUAA